This is a messenger RNA of Phyllostomus discolor (pale spear-nosed bat), 3642 nucleotides long. RefSeq names its product NHL repeat containing 2 (gene NHLRC2). Bases 233 to 2410 code for a protein of 725 amino acids. The record is from RefSeq and is a predicted model, not a curated record. Lineage: Eukaryota; Metazoa; Chordata; Mammalia; Chiroptera; Phyllostomidae. The transcript is spliced from 11 exons. Gene Ontology annotation, molecular function: protein binding.
GCGGGGUGGUUUGGGGCGGUAAUUUAAUUACGCGCCCGGGAAUUGGCGGCGAUCGGCAGUAACUUUAGCGUUUGAAUGCACGCUUACAAAAGAGAAAAAGUGUCUUUGGAGGGGUUGGUGGAGUGUGAGGUGAAUGUGCCGAUUUGAAACCAAAGGUCAGAGAGCGCUGCGUCUCCCCCAAGGAGCGUAGCCCGCAGGCCGGGCGGCCGCCUCUGGACUGUCCGGAGACAACAUGGCGGCCCCCGGAGCCCGAAGCUGCAACCUGUCGGGCCUGCUCCCGGCUCAGACUUCGCUGGAGUACGCCCUGCUCGACGCCGUCACCCCGGAGGAAAAGGACAGCCUGGUCUACCAGUAUCUGCAGAAGGUGGACGGCUGGGAGCAGGACUUGUCAGUGCCCGAGUUUCCGGAAGGGCUAGAAUGGCUGAACACAGAAGGGCCUAUUUCUGUCUACAAGGAUCUGUGUGGAAAAGUGGUUGUCCUUGAUUUCUUCACCUACUGCUGCAUAAACUGUAUUCACCUCCUGCCUGAUCUCCAUGCCUUAGAACACACCUACUCUGAUACAGAUGGUCUUCUGAUUGUUGGUGUUCACUCAGCUAAGUUCCCAAAUGAAAAAGUCCUGGAUAACAUCAGGAGUGCUGUUCUUCGAUAUGACAUCACCCACCCCGUGGUCAACGACGCGGAUGCCAGCCUGUGGCAAGAACUGGAGGUGUCCUGCUGGCCCACUCUGGUCAUACUUGGACCCCGUGGAAACAUGUUGUUUUCUUUGAUUGGGGAGGGACACAAAGAUAAAUUAUUUUUGUAUACUUCAAUAGCUUUAAAGUAUUACAAAGACAGGGGACAGAUCAGAGAUAACAAAAUUGGAGUAAAGCUCUAUAAAGACACUUUGCCGCCCUCGCCACUGCUGUUUCCUGGCAAAGUCACAGUAGACCAUGUUUCUAAGAGACUGGUAAUAGCAGACACUGGACAUCAUAGAAUUUUGGUCGUCUGGAAGAAUGGACAAAUUCAGUACAGCAUUGGAGGACCCGAUCCUGGAAGAAAAGAUGGAAUAUUUUCAGAGUCAACUUUUAAUUCGCCACAGGGCGUAGCCAUAAGGAACAAUGUCAUCUAUGUGGCAGAUACGGAAAACCACCUUAUAAGAAAGAUCGACCUGGAAGCUGAGACAGUGAGCACCGUGGCUGGCAUCGGGAUCCAAGGCACAGACAAAGAAGGCGGGGCCAGAGGGGAGGAGCAGCCCAUCAGUUCCCCCUGGGAUGUCGUUUGGGGAUCUUCAGAUUCAGAGGUCCAAAGAGAUGACGUUCUGUGGAUAGCCAUGGCAGGGACUCACCAGAUCUGGGCCCUUCUGCUGGACUGUGGCCGACUCCCAAAGAAAAGUGAGUUGAGAAAAGGGACCUGCCUGCGGUUUGCCGGCAGCGGGAACGAAGAGAACCGGAACAACGCGUACCCUCACAAGGCGGGCUUUGCCCAGCCGUCAGGCCUCUCCCUGGCCGCGGAGGACCCCUGGAGCUGCCUGUUCGUAGCCGACAGCGAGAGCAGCACGGUGAGGACGGUCUCGCUGAAGGACGGCGCCGUGAAGCCCCUCGUGGGAGGAGAGAGGGAUCCCACGAAUCUCUUUGCUUUUGGUGAUGUUGAUGGAGUAGGAAUCAGUGCAAAGCUUCAGCACCCACUCGGAGUAACGUGGGACAAGAAAAGGCAUUUGCUUUAUGUGGCAGACUCUUACAAUCACAAGAUUAAAGUUGUGGAUCCAAAAACAAAAAGCUGUAUAACAUUAGCAGGAACUGGAGAAGCAAGUAAUGUCAGUUCCAGUUUCACCGAGUCAACUUUUAAUGAACCAGGAGGCUUGUGUAUUGGAGACAAUGGCCAGUUAUUAUAUGUAGUGGACACGAAUAAUCAUCAAAUUAAAGUGAUGGAUUUAGAAACAAAAACAAUUUCUGUGCUCCCAGUCGUCAAGGCUGGAACUGCUGUGGUAGAUGGCCCGUCCCCAGGAGCAACCCAGAGGACGGUACCCACACUACCCAGGUCAGCUCCCAGCAUCACACUUGCCCCGGUGGCUGCCUCUCCAGGACAGACCCUCCAGUUCCAGCUCAGACUAGACUUCCCCCCAGGAGCAAAGCUAACUGAAGGGGCACCCAGUUGCUGGUUUCUGACAGCUGAAGACAACGAAUGGCUCCUUCAAGGACAGGUGGCAUCUGGAGAAAUAGAGAGUGUCUCCAACCAGCCAACCAUCUCACUGCAGAUCCCCGGGCACUGCUUGUCCCCCGAAGCCGUCGUGUCUGUCCGCGUGUUCCUCUACUACUGCAGCGCGGACGGCAGCGCCUGCAUGAUGAAGGGGCUUCUGUUCACUCAGCCCCUACGGAUCACCGGCGCGCAGCCGCGGGGCGUGGCUCCGGUGGAGCUCAAGUACGUGUUUUAGCGCGCUGGCUGGCAGGCGGCCUGGCCAGCGCCUCCGCCUCCGCCGCCUGUGCUCCGCCCGCGCAGCACUGUAAUUCACGGCGAGGAUCCUGACUUCUGCCUCCGGAUACCGAGAAGCCCACUGCUCAGUUCAAGCACCUGACGUUCAAGUACAGCUAUGCUCCUUAUUUAAUUAUUUAUUGUAAACAAAUUCCUUCCUUCUGGCCGGGCACCAGCUAAGCCACUGACCAUCAUCUGAACCUCAGACGCUGCAAUCUAUGCUGCUGUUGCCACGUGACGUAGUCCACACUGACCGUAGGGAACAUUAUCCCGAGAUAAUUUGCAGUGAUUACUGAUAACAACGACACCAAAUAUUUUAACUAACUUUUUCUACCUUGAACAUUGAGCAGCACACUUGAACAUGUAGAUUUCACAACUUGAAAGGGAACCCAAGAUUUGGUUUCCACGUUGGUUGUGAGGGCACCUGACAUUCCAGGCGGGAGGUCUUUUCUAAGCCCCUCCCCCAAAAGUCUUUGUCACGGUAGCAGCUCUAGGAGUACCUGGGUGGUGAAGGUGUUCUGUGUGCUCUUCUGCAGCUUUCUCAGUUGACAUACACUGAAAAGAGAAUUUGUAUCUAUUUUCAUCAUGCUACUUGCUAUUCUAAAUGACCAUCAUUAAUGCCUUAUAACUCUACACAGAAAAGUGUCUAAGGACAUACAGACUCGCUCCUCACCUGCUUUCGGAGCAAACAGCCUUACCAGGUAACAAAGGAAGUAGGGCUCCCGAGGACCGAGGGGCUUAGGGACGUGGUACUGGGAUAAACUGUGAUGACAAAGAACCACGGCAGCUCGAUCUGGUGUCAGUGGGUAUGUGUGUUUCAGAAAUUUACAUUUCACUCAUAAGCAUUAAAUGCAGAUUUGUUGGAUUUUGGUAUUUUUGAUUCCCAUAAUCAGAAUUUAAGUUACGACCAUUUAUUGUGAUGUGUUUUUUUUAAAUCACUUUUAAACCUUUCAAUUGAACAUUUCAUUGUGUUGCACUUUUAUGCUAUCGAUACGUAUAGAAUACCCUAAUGUGUUACUCUUUAAAAUAUUAAGGCUGAAAUAUACAGGGAUUUGAUAACAUUGGGGUUUUUUUAGCCCCAAAUAUGUUGAAAGUUUUUAUUAUGAUUUCCCUAUAUAACUAUUUAAAAGCCUAGUCUUGUUUUUACUAAAACUGAUUCAACAUGUUUGUGAUUUAAUCGGCUUACAAGGUUUU